AUCAUUCUACUCAACUUAAUCAUUACAGUGAAUAAAUUCAAUGUACAUAUAAGUACUUCAAUUUCUAGCAUUAUGUACACAUUUGUUGGCUUUUUAAUUAUCACUUCCAUUGUUAGUGGCUCGGUUCCGCGUAUACUGGGCGGUAAAGAAGCUGAAAACGGCUCGGUUCCACGUGUAGUGGGCGGUAAUGAAGCUGAAGCUAAAUAUCCUUACCAAGCGUCAAUCAGAAUUAGAGGUUCACACGUAUGCGGAGCAUCAAUUAUUAGCCCUUAUGUCAUCCUUACCGCCGCACGCUGUAUUUAUAAGAAAGUACCAUCACAAAUGACGGUUGUUGUUGGAACCAAUUAUUUAUCACAACCUGGUAUUGUUCACACAGUCAACAAAUUGAUUUGGCACGAGUUUUACAACGAAUGCCUAGUCCGUAAUGACAUCGGCUUAAUACUCGUAAAUGGAUACAUUAAAUAUAACGACAAAAUUCAGCCGAUCCCACUCGCAAGGGUAUAUUACGUACCUCAAGAAACAAACGCUGUGGUAACCGGUUGGAGGAAAUUAAACAAUGGAUCAGACGGUAUGUCUAACGCGUUGCAAGCGCUGAAUGUAACUAUAGUGUCGCAGGAAAUGUGCCAACUAUACGAUUGGAUGGCAACAAAAAAUAAUAUAUGCACGAGUGCAAAAAGAAAUCAAGCUUGCUCCGGUGACCCUGGUAGUCCUUUGGUUUUUAAUGGUACACAAGUGGGAAUCGUUUCUUAUGGUCGAUCAUGUGACUACCUCAGCGUGUACACCAGAGUGUUUCCUUACGAACAGUGGAUAAAUAAUAUUACAAGUAAUCAGCAUGGUAUAGGAUCUCAAGUAAAUUCAAAUAUGUGGUCUAUAUUGCUGCUUGCAGUAUCAAUAAUCGUCUUCUCUUUAUAGUAGUAAAGAGUUUUGUCGUAAGAGUAUUAAUUUUUGUAUUAACUUUAAAUUAGAAUAAUCAGUAGAUACCUAGUAAGUUGAAAAAUAAAGAUGGAAGAUGGAUUUUUUCGACCAUUCACAAAGCGAAGGUAACGGAAAUUUAUUCACGAAUAUCAGUAAAUUAACAAAUAACGUGAUAAUUAUUAUUAAAAUUAUAGUCUUAUACUCGUGAAAUUAUUUACCUAAUUUACUUUAAUAAAAUUAACCGGAAUUAAAUAGAAACAAAAAACCGCCGGAAGCUAUAUUUUUACAAUAUCUUAGCAGAAGCUCAUAGAAGAAUUAGUAUAAUUGACCUACUAAGACAUCCACUUCGUAGUCUAAUUCUACUUCAGUUUCAGCCUUUUUUUCAAUGGCAGACUUGAAAUUACCGUAUUUCGGGAAAAGUCGAGGUAUAGUAAAUGCUUUUGUUCUCCGACAUUUAGAACAAUCUCCAUACCAAUUGCUUGCUGAUAAAUGAAGUAACAGUGGAAUAACCAAUAUCCUUGAUGUAUUUUCGAGCUAUAGCGGGGAGACGCGGUCGCGAGAAAACGUGUCAACAGGAGUCGUAAAUUCCACCACGAAUAGAUCGAUCCCCUUAUUUCGAUUAAGACAAUAGGGGUGGUUGUUGUAGUAUAACACUGCGAUUAACAAGGUUAUAAAAUUUAUAUUUCCAAUAUUUAAUACACCAAUGAGUUACACCGUUACGUAUGAUAUAAAGGGCGUACGGAAUACCACCAAUCUGGACGUACGGAAUACCACUAUGGGGGACGGCAGCAAUGAGCCAUAUAAACAAAAUAGAGAUAAUACAAGCUAAAAUCCUU
Messenger RNA from Bombus terrestris (buff-tailed bumblebee), 1751 nucleotides. RefSeq names its product chymotrypsin-1-like. Bases 73 to 912 code for a protein of 279 amino acids. NCBI's taxonomy places the organism in Eukaryota, Metazoa, Arthropoda, Insecta, Hymenoptera, Apidae. The record is from RefSeq and is a predicted model, not a curated record. The transcript is spliced from 6 exons. Gene Ontology annotation, biological process: proteolysis. Gene Ontology annotation, molecular function: serine-type endopeptidase activity.